GGCCGGCGGCGGCGCGGGGUCGGGUGCGGGCGGCGGCAGCGCGGCCUCCGCGCCUCCAUAAGGCUUUGCCUUUCCGACUUCAGCUACAGUGUUAGCUAAGUUAGGAAAGGAGACCCCGAGGGCCCCGGUUCUCCCGCUCCCUGCCCCGCGGUCCUCGGUGCUCGGCGGGGCCCGCGCCUUGCACGCCUUGCCUUGCACGCCUUGCACGCCCUGCUCGCCCGGAGCCAGCGGCCGCGGCGCUGCGGGGUCGCCCGGGGUCAUGCCCAAGGCCGGGGAGCAGGCCCGCCAGGGAGGAUGCUGCGGGUCCCUAGCAAACUACCUGACCUCCGCCAAAUUCCUCCUCUACCUUGGCCACUCCCUGUCCACUUGGGGAGAUCGGAUGUGGCACUUUGCCGUGUCCGUGUUCCUGGUAGAGCUGUAUGGAAAUAGCCUCCUCCUGACUGCAGUCUAUGGGCUGGUGGUGGCAGGAUCUGUUCUUGUCCUUGGAGCCAUCAUCGGUGAUUGGGUGGAUAAGAACGCCAGACUUAAAGUGGCUCAGACUUCGCUGGUGGUACAGAAUGUUUCGGUCAUCCUGUGUGGAAUCAUCCUGAUGAUGGUUUUCUUACAUAAAAAUGAGCUUCUGACCAUGUACCAUGGAUGGGUCCUUACUUUCUGUUAUAUCCUGAUCAUCACUAUUGCCGAUGUUGCAAAUUUGGCCAGUACUGCCACUGCCAUCACGAUCCAGAGAGACUGGAUUGUUGUUGUUGCUGGAGGAGACAGGAGCAAAUUAGCAGAUAUGAAUGCUACAAUACGAAGAAUUGACCAGUUAACCAACAUCUUGGCCCCCAUGGCUGUUGGCCAGAUUAUGACAUUUGGCUCUGCAGUCAUUGGCUGUGGUUUCAUUUCGGGGUGGAAUUUGGUGUCCAUGUGUGUGGAGUACUUUCUGCUCUGGAAGGUUUACCAGAAAACACCUGCUCUAGCUGUGAAAGCUGCUCUUAAAGUAGAGGAAGCUGAAUUGAAACAGCUGAAUUUACAUAAAGAAACUGAGCCAAAACCCUUGGAGGGAACUCAUCUAAUGGGUGAGAAAGACCCUAAUGUCCAUGAGCUUGAACAUGAGCAAGAGCCAAGCUGCGCCUCCCAGAUGGCCGAGCCCUUCCGCACCUUCCGAGAUGGCUGGGUCUCCUAUUACAACCAGUCAGUGUUUCUGGCCGGCAUGGGUCUUGCUUUCCUCUAUAUGACUGUCCUGGGCUUUGACUGUAUCACCACAGGGUACGCCUACACUCAGGGGCUGAGUGGGUCCAUCCUCAGUAUUUUGAUGGGAGCAUCAGCCAUAACUGGAAUAAUGGGAACCGUGGCUUUUACUUGGCUCCGGAGAAAAUGCGGCCUGGUUCGGACUGGUCUGAUCUCAGGAUUUGCACAGCUUUCCUGUUUGAUCUUGUGCGUGAUCUCCGUGUUCAUGCCUGGAAGCCCCUUGGACUUGUCUGUUUCUCCUUUUGAAGAUAUCCGUUCUAGGUUCAUUCAAGCAGAGCCACUGUCCACAAUGACACCUACAAAAGUACCUGAAAUCAUCUUUACAACUGAAAUGCACAUGUCCAACGGGUCUGACCCUGCUGGUAUUUUCCCAGAGACGACUCCCAAAUCUGUGCCCAUAAUCUCUGUCAGUCUGCUGUUCGCAGGCGUCAUUGCUGCUAGAAUCGGUCUUUGGUCCUUUGAUUUAACUGUGACACAGUUGCUGCAAGAAAAUGUAAUUGAAUCUGAACGAGGCAUUAUUAAUGGUGUUCAGAACUCCAUGAACUAUCUCCUUGAUCUUCUGCAUUUCAUCAUGGUCAUCCUGGCUCCGAAUCCCGAAGCUUUUGGCUUGCUUGUGUUGAUUUCAGUCUCCUUUGUGGCAAUGGGCCACAUCAUGUAUUUUCGAUUUGCCCAGAAAACUCUGGGCAGCAAGCUUUUUGCCUGUGGUGCCGACGAUGAGGAAGUCACGAACGAAAAUCAAGCGAAUACGUCUGUCGUGUGAGACGAGUUAACUGCUGCUGCCCUUGCUACUAGGUUCUGUAGAGCACACGUGCUUAGCUUGGACUUCAGCAUCCCCCCCAAUGGCUAGGUGUUUCUCUCUGGUUUGACCCCGGUCGUACUGUGAGGGCUAAAAGCUAGUUCAGAGGCUUAGGUCAGAGACAAUGAGCUGGUUAAUUUUCCUUACAUUUAAGGAUGGAAAAAAAUAGGAAAAGAAAAACUCAGUUUAAGCGUAGAGAAUAAAAUGGUAACACUGAUUUUUCCUAUUUCUCGUGAGCAGACCAAACUUUACAGGAAGAGCGGUUAGUCAUGUGAUUGAAGUCGUUCUUUGGCAGAUAUUUGUUAUCUGUGCAAGAGUUCAGAGGUCCCCCCCCCCGACUCAUUUGUAUCCACGUCUAGCUAAUGCACUUUCUUUUAGCAUCUUAGUCACAUUAUAGAAAACACGUUCUGCUUCAAGUGUGAAGAUGGGAGUUUGAUGAGCAGUAUUAUUCUCCGUGAUCCUGCUGAUUGUGGCGGUUCGCGUGCAUGUGGGAGUGCGGCCCACGGCCUCACUGCGCCCCUGGGCCCUUGUUACCCUGCGGGGCCGCUGUGCCGUGCGCCCUAGCCCGUGGGGCCCUAACCCGGGCUCAGGGCCUGGCCAGGUCACGCGCAAGGGCACGCUCCCGGGGCUGGCACCGUGUCGCUCAGGACAGCCGUCCCGCCACCUGACGGAUGGAGCUUUCCACCAGCAGAUGAAAUGUAGAAAGCAGGCUCACGCUUGGGAAGCUUUUGUUUUAAAAUCAUUUGAUUUACUUUAACACAUGCUUGGGCAGAGCGUCUUUACUUUCACUGUUUUGUACCAAGGAGUCAUUUUUACCCAGUUGUAGCCGAGACUGUUCAUAAAUGUGUCCCUUUCGAAUGCCUAUGAGGAGAAUGGAGGGAGAGAAACACGUUUCAUGGAGUUCUAGAAGACUGCUUACAGAACUGCUUUAGGGUCCUCGAGCCCUCGUGACCUGCGGGCCCUGGGCCACCCGCGUGCACUUUCCAGGAGGCCCCCUCCGGCCACCAGGGCUAACCUUUUCCCUGUCGGAUGAUGUACUGAUUCCUGUUGUAAAAUCUUUGUAAACUAUUUCUAUAUAAAAACAUUUUUAAAAUCUUGA
Canis lupus familiaris (dog) is the source of this 3125-nucleotide messenger RNA. RefSeq names its product solute carrier family 40 member 1 (gene SLC40A1). Gene Ontology annotation, biological process: iron ion transmembrane transport. Lineage: Eukaryota; Metazoa; Chordata; Mammalia; Carnivora; Canidae. The record is from RefSeq and is a predicted model, not a curated record. Bases 260 to 1990 code for a protein of 576 amino acids. The transcript is spliced from 8 exons. Gene Ontology annotation, molecular function: peptide hormone binding; iron ion transmembrane transporter activity. Gene Ontology annotation, cellular component: basolateral plasma membrane.